Messenger RNA from Microplitis mediator, 1072 nucleotides. Its product is annotated as enoyl-CoA delta isomerase 1, mitochondrial-like. Gene Ontology annotation, biological process: fatty acid beta-oxidation. The record is from RefSeq and is a predicted model, not a curated record. Gene Ontology annotation, molecular function: enoyl-CoA hydratase activity. The transcript has 5 exons. NCBI's taxonomy places the organism in Eukaryota, Metazoa, Arthropoda, Insecta, Hymenoptera, Braconidae. Gene Ontology annotation, cellular component: mitochondrion. The coding region runs from base 108 to 956 and encodes 282 amino acids.
GUUAAUUUUAUUUUACGUUCUCUAUAUUUAUAGGCUGUAAUUUCUGUACUUUGACCAGUUUAUUUUAACAAUAAAUUAUUACUAGAGUAUUUACUUUUUAUAUAAUUAUGCAUAUUUUUACAAGAAAAGUUUUAAAAUUAGGAUUAAUACAACAAAUAUCCAAAAGAAAUUACUCAGCUGCUGGAAAUUUAAUCACUGUAACAAAAAACGAUACAACAAAUACAAGUAUCUUAUCAUUGGCAAGGCCACCAGUUAAUGGUCUCAACCUUGAAUUACUUACUGAAUUUAAUGAUUCCUUAAAAAAAAUAGUUAAAGAUGGUAGCAAAGGUGUCAUUAUUACGUCAUCUUUACCAACAAUAUUUUCGGGUGGCUUAGAUAUCAUGGAAAUGUUUAAGCCAGAUAUGAAAAGAGCUAGACAAUUUUGGGAACAAUUGCAAGAAACUUGGUUUACUCUUUAUAGUUUGAGUAUACCAACUGCUGCAGCAAUAAAUGGAUCGAGUCCAGCUGGGGGCUGUUUAACAGCAAUGAGCUGCGAGUAUCGAGUAUUUGUUGAUGGUAAACAUGCUAUUGGAUUAAAUGAAACAAAACUUGGUAUCGUAGCACCUUCGUGGUUUCGAGAAAUUUAUGUAUCAACAAUCGGAUAUCGACAAGCAGAACUAGCAUUACUGCAAGGUACCCUAUUUCCACCAAAACGAGCACUCGAAAUCGGUUUGGUUGAUGAGCUUGCUGCUGAUAAAGACGAAGCAAUUUCAAAAUGCCAGAAAUAUAUUGAUUCAUAUGCUCGUAUCCCUGCUGUAGGCAGAUACGCAACCAAAAUGGAUUUUAGAACUGAGUUAAUUGAGCGGCUGAAAAAAAAUCGUGAAGCAGAUACUUCACGUUUUUUGAAUUUUAUUUCUCAGCCUAAAGUACAAGUUGCACUUGAAUUAUAUAUUAAAAGUUUGAAAGAAAAAAAGUAAUUAAAAAAAAUUAAUUAUUGUUAAAGUUAUGGUAUUUUUUAUAAAAAUGAAAUUUAAUAUUUUUUAUCAAUAUAUCGUUGACUUUUGUACUGUUUUUAUAAAGUGAACUAUAAAUA